Molecule: messenger RNA, 1338 nt
Organism: Metopolophium dirhodum (rose-grain aphid)
Lineage: Eukaryota; Metazoa; Arthropoda; Insecta; Hemiptera; Aphididae
Exons: 6
Source: RefSeq, a predicted model, not a curated record
AAUUGCACUGAACUCCAACAAGGUUCAAUCCAAGGUAUGGACUGCAAUGAAGCAGGACAUAAUAAUAUACUGGAUAUGGAUAAACAAAGAUCUAUAUCAAAUCAGAUUUCGUCAUCAAUACAUUCAAUACCUAACAUGCCAAAUGAUGAAUGUGUAAAAGUUUGGAACAUUCUACAUUCAUGGAAUUUAGAAUAUGUAUAUAAAACAUGUAUAGAUCAAUGUAUUGAUACGGAAGUUUUGAGUUAUAUGAAUAGUGAACAUGUGAGAUUAUUACUGGCAAAUUUUCCUCUUGGUAUUCAAAUCAAGUUUGAAAAAUAUGUUCGUAAUUUUCAAAGCGAGGUACCAGUUGGACAGAAUCAUAUUCCAUUUGAAGAACCAGAAUUGAUUCCAGUAACACAAAAUAUUGUUCCAACAAAUGAAAACAAUAUAUUUGAUUUGAAUCAUAUCCUCACAAAAAGUACACAAGGCUCUAUGGUUGUUGAAUUUUAUUUUAAAAAUAAAAAAUUGAAUGAAUCGUGUCGUACACUAUUAGUUGAAUUGAUCAUUAAUGAUUUAAUAAAAAAAAAUCGUACUAUGACGAUAGAUUUAGCUAGUACUAUAUCAAAUGCCAUUAUUAUGGCAUUUCCAACAGAAAUAAAGGAUGUUUAUUUUUUAAAAGAUAGUACUUGUAAAGCUCCUAAAGGAAAGGUGUAUGUGAAAUACUUCAACACUAUGAAGAAAUUAAAAAAUGGAGGCUUAAAAGUAGGAAACAAUAAUACAUCUGAAAUUAAGAAGAUUGUUUAUAGAUCCGAAGAUCUACUUAAUUCUUCACUAGUAAUUGAACCUGAUUCAGAAGAUAUGGCACUUUCUUUAUUAAACAAUGAUGAUUUGUCUUGGCCUGAAGUUGAAACAAUAUGGAAAAAUACAAUUAACUUCAGACUUCAAUACUUAAGAACAAAUGAUACAGCGUCCGUUUUUAAUAAAUGGUUACAUUAUACAAAGCCAAUGGGCUAUAAAUUAAUAGAGAUUGAUUUUUGUCGAAUGUACCCAAAUUUUAAAAACUUGAAUGUUAAAUUUGAAAAAAGAUUACCAACUUUAUUAAGUAUAUUGAAUGAUCGUGUCAAAGAUAGUGGAAGUGUAACUCUAUUACGUCAGUUAAAAGAAUCUACCAAUUUAUGUAAAAAUGGUGAAACCUUGACUUUAUUAUAUUUGUUACAUUCAAUAUUUUUGCCUACUUCUAGAAAAGUGACUUUGAAUGAACAAGGCAAAAAAUCAAGCAUAAAAUAUUCUAUAAAAGAUUCCCAAAACUCAUUCAUUAUCAUAGCACAUACUGCAGUAGAAGUAGAAUUAAUUUUAGAA